Messenger RNA from Oncorhynchus kisutch (coho salmon), 3156 nucleotides. RefSeq lists its product as uncharacterized. Gene Ontology annotation, molecular function: protein binding; cytokine receptor activity. NCBI's taxonomy places the organism in Eukaryota, Metazoa, Chordata, Actinopteri, Salmoniformes, Salmonidae. Gene Ontology annotation, cellular component: plasma membrane. The transcript has 7 exons. The record is from RefSeq and is a predicted model, not a curated record. Bases 305 to 1618 code for a protein of 437 amino acids. Gene Ontology annotation, biological process: cytokine-mediated signaling pathway.
CUUUAUCUCUCUCUCUCUCUCUUUAUCUCUUUCUCUCUCUCUCUCUCUCUUUAUCUCUCUCUCUCUCUCUCUCUCUCUCUCUCGCUCUCGGUAAGUGACUGCUUACGCUACUCCUUUCCUAUUCAACUUUGGAAAAUGAUUUGUUAUGCAUUUUAUUGUCAUGUAGUCCUCUGUGACAUUGUGUGCAUCAGGGUAAUUGCAUCAAUGUGUUAUCCCCUACCUCAAGGGGAUUUUGUUUUGGGAAAAAGAUUUAGGCUGUGUCCUCAGUCUUUCUCAGCCUGGGGUCUAGCUUACCUGUGUCAACAUGGUGACGGCGCCAGGUGUACUGACGACCCUUGUGUUAACAGGAUUGUGUGUCCACGUCACAGGAUCAUCUAGAGCCGUCUGUACCACCCGUCUGUAUUCCCUGAACUUAAACUGUGUCCUGCAGUGGGAUUGUCCACAGGCGAACGCUACCACCACCUACACCGUCCAAACUAAGACUCAGGGUGAUUCGUGGCAGGACGUGGAGAGUUGUGUGCGGUUCUCCUCCCAGCUGUGUGACCUGUCCGAGGCCUUCUCUAACUUCGAGGUGUACAACAUGAUCCGCCUGGGCCUCCACCAGGGCCCGGGGAGUCCAGUCUGGACAGAAAAUCUGGUGUUUGGCGUCCGUGAUUUCAACUUCAGCAGCCCCUCCGUCUUGGUCUCUCUGUCUGGAGAGAGGCUGGGAGUGGAGGUGCACUUACCUUGUUCUAGCAAAAGGGAGUGUCUUCCUCUGCAGAGUUGCUGUCCACUGUCAAAAUUUAUUGACCUCUGGGUCACCGUGACAGUAUAUGACCGACAGAACCCCUCCGACUACAAGACGCAGAUUGGUUUGGUCCAGACGAUGGUGUAUGGGGCAGAGUUCUCAAACCUGGUCCCAGGACAUGACUACUGUGUUGUGGCUAACUUCUCCGUCAGUCCGGACACCUUCCCCCAGGCCUCGUCUCCUCCCUCGGACCCCAGUUGUGUCCACCAUGCUGGCCCAGGACUAGGGUUGCAGCCAGUGUUGGGGAUAGGAGUGUGUGCUGUACUCUUCUCUCCUCUCCUUGCUCUGGCUCUGUACCUGCUGAAACAAAAACGAGAUGCACCACACGUAAACAGACUCCCCAAGUCUCUAGCAUCUCUUCAGGCAUUCCUCCAGGACCUGCCGGAGUCCCCUUCAGACCCUGUUGACCCCAGUGACAUUGUAGACGACCACCUCUCCAUCCUGUCCUCUUUCUCCAGCUGUGUCUGCACCGAGGCCCAGGCCCCAAGCCUGGGUAAUGGGUACAACAGCAACCCCUUCCUCAGUGACUAUAGGUCAGGCAACAUGCACUGGAACACUGAGAGAAUGGAGCUGGACCUGAACUCAGGCAGCACCAUAUCCCUGCCAUGCUCCACUGUGCCUAUAGGCCUGCAUAUGAUCCAGUGCAGCUUUGAUUCACCUCGACAACCACAUCCAGGGCCCAAUGUGCCAGUUCUACCGUACCCUGGUUCUCCAUCUCUGUCAGAGGCCGUGGAGGGCCAGGUGGUCCCGUUGUGUUCUGUGAGGUUUGGGAGGGUGAGUGAGGGGGAUGGGGGUGAGAACCUUGAGGGACUACAGUGGUGUAACCUGUAGCAUGUUGCACUGCAGUACUCACAAUGCCAUGUUUAACAUAUUCCUAUGAACUCCACAGUGCUGAGAGGAGUUCAAAAACUUUAUUGACCAUUUUUGUUGAAAAUUGUAAUUUUUGCCCUCAGCUUACAGACAUACAUUUUCAGUUCCAACAGGACUGUGGUAUGGUCCAGCACCUUACCAAGGUCAACCAUAACAGGGACAAUACUGGACAGUGCAAUCAUAAACACAUACACUCUUAGAAAAAAGGGUUUCAAAAGGGUUCUUCGGCUGUCCCCAUAGGAGAACCCUUUUCGGAACCAAAACUAUUCUUCCUGGAACCAAAAAGGGUUCUUCAAUGAGUUAUCCUAUGGGGACAGCCGACAAACCUUUUUAGGUUCUAGAUGGCACCUUUUUUUUUUCUAAGGGGGGUUUAUUAUUCUGACUCCACUUUAAAUUUCCUUUGUCUACUGUGCCAAGUGUCUUUUCUGCUCUUUUUCUGUGUCGUAAUAGGUUGUUCUUCCCCCUCUCUCUGCCUUGCUUCUGACUCACUGUUGCCCCAUCCCAUCUCCGGCCUGACCCCCACUGUCUCUUACCCGUGUCUGACAUCUCAUUCUGGGGGAGGAGGGCAGAGGGUAGGGGAACAUCUCUCUCCUGCCUCUUGUUUCACUGGUGGUGCACUUUUCCCGGAACAUUAGAACAUUCGGGGGUAGAGACAGAGGAGACGUUGGAUGGGAAACAGUGAUUGGCCCUAUUGUUCUGGAAACCACACAGCCUGCGUAUGGCUCAUAAUAAUAUCACUGUCUGGAGGAUUUUGAUUAAUGUAUUCAUGUUGUUGGUCUAAUAUUGGGGUUGGAUCAUGAGUCCAAACUAAGCAGUGUGUUUGCUUGCCAAUCAUAGAUGCUAAUUCUCAGGCAUCCAAAAGGUAUCGCAUCUAACCUUGAACUUGGGUUUUUGGAGCAACUUUUAUGGGUUCUGCUGUAUUUGCAGUCAAUUCACCGGAAACCUGAUCCAAAAUGGUCGCUUUGUGGCUCACUCUUCACUGGUGUGUGCUGGCUAGCUCUGCAGCUGAGGUGGUGAAGUUGGAUUGGGGAUUUACGUGGUGUUCGACAGGCAGUAAAAAAAUUUGGGGGGGGCUUGCCUGUUAUUCAUGUUAUUUUGGCAUUAAAUGUCACAUCAGUUUGCAAACAAUGCAAUAAAAAUAAAUCAAUGAGUUAAUAAAGCCGCACACAAACAUGGUCUCUUUUUUGCUUUCUAAGGCAGCUCCAAAAUGCAGGUGUUUCAGCCUAGCUCAUUGCUUUCUUUGGUGGUGGGUCAGCCAGAAGAAAAUAUGGAGUGCGGGUUUUGGUAAUGUUCUCUAGUUGCGUCGUGAUUGGCUCAGUGUUCUGUCACUCAUAGGGACACUACGUCACCGCUAAGUCUACGGUUAAAGCUUAAAUUCAAACCUCUUGGGUUCUGCCAUAGAGUUAUAUGUCAACGUCAUACUUUCAAAAUCUUAGCUAUCAGUGAUCAUGAAUCAAGUUGAUAAUCUACUGGCAAAUCAUUUUUAAUCCUUGUAUAUG